AUGCCAUGGGGGACCUGGUCGCUGGCGGCGCUCGCGGUGGCGCUGAGGCUGUGCCCGGGCGCCGCGGAGCGCGAGGAGCUCUUGCUGCUUCAGUCGAAGAGCUCGCGCACGGAGAGGACGAAGAGCACGUGGCACAGCGAGUGGGAUUUGGCGAGAAUCCCAGGGGAGCAGAAGAUCCCCUUGGGCGAGGAGUUGGAACUCAGCUUCUUUAGCGUGGUUCCCACCUUUGGCCAGGAUGGAAACUUCAUUGCGUUGCUUCACUUCAACUCCUGGAAGAUUGCCGAGUACCUGAAGGACGAGAAGCAUCGAUUGUUUUGCUCGGGCGCCAACCGGUCGCACGUGACGCCGCUGCGCGUCUACGGCCCGCGGCGGAACGUGUCUGAGGAGAAGCACGGCUUGAACUUCCUCUGUGACUGGCCAGCGGCCGAAGCCCACCUGGAACGCUUCGAGGUCUUCUUGGAGGACGCCACUGGAAAGGCGCUCGGUAGUGUGCUGGCCGAGCGAAAAGACGGGCUGCUGCAGCAGUAUCGUAGUGCGGCCUGUGUGCGAGACGUCUUCUUCAACAAUGAGAGUAGCUUCAAUCAUGCUUACAAGAUGUUGCCAGAAUGGCUGGAGUAUUCACGGCUACAUGGCAUCGAGCACUUCUUCAUGUACACCUUUGGAGAGGUGGAUCCCACCAUGAGGCACAUGCUGGAGGUGUAUCUCGCCAAGGGUUGGGCGUCCCGGAUCCACUUCGAGCGCUACCCGGACACGGUCGAGCGCCAGCAUGCGAUCAUGGAGGAUUGCCUCUACCGUGCCAAAGGCCACGUUCAGUGGCUGCUGCCCUCCCUGGACCUCGACGAGUUCCUGCGGCCCGGCAACGCCACGCAGCUCGCGCAGCUCUGGGGCUCUGCGUCGGUUCCGCAGGACUACCUGCGCAGCGUGUGGGAUGAGAUCGUCAGGCACGAGGGGAAGAAGACUGGUAAGGUCAGGAGCAUCAGCUUUGAUCUGUAUCGCUACCAGCGCGCUCCGCCGAAUCAGCUGGAGAUGUUCUCCGAGAAGCGCUCGCCGCUGAACGGAGGUUCCCCACUGCCCAAGUAUGCGGCCAACGUGAGGAAGGUGCAGAGCUUGUGGGUCCAUUGGCCCCAAGUCUACGAGGAGUCCACCCUAGAUCUUCGUGUCAACAAGUCCAUCUUGGUGGCCAACCACUACAAGAGCAAGAAGAAAGAUGGAAAGAAGACCUUCCCCAUCUUCGACAGCGCGCUUCGCGGCGACGCAGUGGUGGUGGCUGAGCGGCUGCGGCGUCGCUUCGGCAAAGAUGUGGCACAGCUGCUGGAGGGCUUGGCAGCUACAAGGCCUUUGGCCUCAGGUUCGGAGUCCAGUGCAGGCGCGGUCAAAUGA
Messenger RNA from Durusdinium trenchii, 1380 nucleotides. Lineage: Eukaryota; Dinophyceae; Suessiales; Symbiodiniaceae. The record is from the annotation of a GenBank genome assembly.